UUUAGUCAUAAAGGAUAGAUGAUGAAAAAUUGUUUUAACUUGUUCAGUCCACUUUUUCAGUUUUAAAUAAUCCUAUUGUCAUACAUGGCUAAUGUCUGUGAGAGUAAAACCAAAGUAGUGGAAAGCAGAAAAAAUGGACUGUCAAUUUACCUAUAUUACCCAAACAAAGCCAUUUUGCAAGAUUUUUUUUAUGUAAAGAGAGGUCAUCUGAUUACAGAAAGUCGAGACCGGAGACUGCAGUGCCACUCUGAGACAUCACAGAUUAACAGCGUGCUUCCUUCCUACGUUUCAUCUCCUCUGGCUGUUGACUUCAUGCAUGCGAAUGAGCACUAAAUGGAGUCUGCCUUAGACCAUAGUGGUCAGUAGAAGAAUUAUAGGGACAAGAGGUUAAUAAAACAUCAGUAGUAUGAGGUAGAGAGGGGGGGAGGUACUAUAGGAGGAAGAAACAGAGAAACAUCAAGCCUUUUGCCAGUAACUGUGAAGGUAAGCUCUCCUCUAAUCUGCCUGUGGGAAACUUUUCAAAAAAUAACUUUUUAUUUAUUCUGUGUCUCCACUUGGCAUCCUUUAUGGCUUAUUCAAAUACUCUUGGAAUGCAGGUCCAUUUUCAUCCUCUCUUAUUUGAUAAUAUUCACCUGAACAUUACCCUGCAAAUGUCUUACUAUGCAUGUGUAACAUAUAAUAAUAACUUAAAUGCACAGAAUGAUAUAUGCAUCCUGUUUAUUACUACCAGGGUGCUGCCACGUGUUUGGCUGGGCAGCUGCCCUCGACAAGUGGAACAUGUGACGAUAAAGAUGAAGCACGAAUUGGGGAUAACUGCAGUGAUGAACUUCCAGACAGAGUGGGAUGUGGUGAACAACUCCAGUGGCUGCAGGCGCAACCUUGGGGAAGCCAUGACCACGGAAACUAUGAUGCAUUUAUACAAAGACUGUGGCCUGGUAUAUGUGUGGUUACCCACACCUGACAUGAGCACGGAGGGCCGGAUCAGGAUGCUUCCUCAGGCUGUAUACUUGCUCCAUGGUCUCUUGGAGAAUGGUCACACUGUCUAUGUUCACUGUAAUGCUGGAGUGGGCAGAUCUACAGCUGCUGUGUGUGGCCUGCUCAUGUACAUCCUUGGCUGGAGCCUGAGGAAGGUGCAGUACUUUAUUACAGCCAGGAGGCCAGCAGUGUACAUAGAUGAGGAGGCUUUAGUCCAGGCUCAGGCAGACUUCACCCAGAAGUUCGGACAACUGCGAUCAUCCAUCUCUUACCCUGAGACAUGACAGCUGAGUGUCCCUAUACUUAAGUUUUCAAAUUUGAAGCAGAAUUUAGUUAGUUAGUUCCACUGGACUGGACUCUUGGAAAUGAAAAUGAUUCCUGACAAAGUGUGGAAAAAAAUAUACUGUAUAAUCAGCGUGAAAGGUGCCAGAGGAAAUAAGCUAUAGCAAGAAAAUUAACUUCUUUCCACUUAUAUCUAAUGUAAGCAAAUGACCCACUUCAGCUGAGUGGCUUUCCAAAUCUGGUUGAUCCCCAAGUACCUGGACAGAGUCCUGCUGGCUGCCAACAUAGAUGUUCUAAGCAAUUAAUCCUCCUGUGAUGUGUUAACUUAAUCUUUAGAAAUUACUCUAUGCCAUUAAGCUCAUGCUACUGCAAACUGCUCAGUAACCUGAGCACACUAUUGGUGGUUUUCAGUAAAUGUCUGCAGAUUUGUUUGUUUGUUUUUUAGUUUGUUUUGUUUUUAUUUGUUGUAAUCAUUAAAUAAAGCUGACAUUUUGAGAAGGCAAAUUUUAGAUGUAUUGAAUAGCAAUGAAUAAGUGGAUAGUGGAUUUUUAAAGGCUGAUAGUUUGGAAAAGGAAAAGCCAAUAGUUGAUUUACUGGCAGAUUUCAUCAUUCCCCAACCCCACCCCACCUCAACCCCAAUGAAAAACAUUUAACAUAGUCAAAAAAAGAUUUUUAAUUUUUGAGCUUUUAUUUUCCCUCAAAGUCAAUCUGAGAUUCUCAGGUACACAAUGACAAAACCUUGACUUACUGUAUGAAACCCCGAUGCAAUAAAGUGAUUGGAGACGGACA
Molecule: messenger RNA, 2046 nt
Organism: Plectropomus leopardus (leopard coralgrouper)
Lineage: Eukaryota; Metazoa; Chordata; Actinopteri; Perciformes; Serranidae
Source: RefSeq, a predicted model, not a curated record